AUGCCUGAAAAUAAUAGCACCGUUGCUGGAUCACGUUCGACACUUUAUUCGGAAGCUCUGUUGUUAUCGUGUGUAUUAAGUGGGUCAAUUUUUGGAGGUUACGUAGCUUUCAAUCGGUAUCUUAAACAAUAUAAAUCGGCAACCGAGAUUCCAGCAAGAGUGUUCAGGAAGAAGUGGCUUCGUGGUAGAGUUACAUUGGUAGGAGACGGUGACAAUUUUCAUUUCUUUCACACACCUGGAAGAAUUUUGGGCGGAUGGUAUUGGCUCAGGAAAGUACCACGAUUGGAAGUGAUCAAGUCUGAGGAGAAUCAAGCGUUUUUUGUCAAGCAAAUUGUUCAAAAAAUAUGGCGAAAAGAUGGGGGUCGUAACAUGUAUCUAAAUCUUCAAUCAUCUUUUAAGGGGAAGCGUAAUCUUCCAACAAUUGCAGUUCGAUUAUGCGGCGUCGAUGCGCCCGAAAGAGCCCAUUUUGGAAAUGCGGCCCAGCCUUAUAGCGAAGAAGCUUUAAAUUGGCUACGUUUUACACUUUUAGGUCGGUCGGUACGAAUAAAACCUCUAUCUAUCGAUCAAUAUGGAAGAUGUGUUGCGAAAGUCAAUUAUUGGACAUGGUUCGGACCAAAGAAUGUUAGUCUUGAAAUGAUCAAAAGAGGACUUGGAAUAGUUUAUGAGGGGAAGACAUGCCGAGAGUUUGACGGAGAGGAGGAUUUAUAUAAAUAUCAUGAAGCUGCGGCUAAAAAACACAAAAGAGGUGUGUGGAGCUUGAAGAAAUUCGAAACACCAGGCGAUUAUAAAAAGAGAAUCAACUGA
Messenger RNA from Lachancea mirantina, 804 nucleotides. NCBI's taxonomy places the organism in Eukaryota, Fungi, Ascomycota, Saccharomycetes, Saccharomycetales, Saccharomycetaceae. The record is from the annotation of a GenBank genome assembly.